Molecule: messenger RNA, 1135 nt
Organism: Folsomia candida
Lineage: Eukaryota; Metazoa; Arthropoda; Collembola; Entomobryomorpha; Isotomidae
Exons: 2
Coding region: 446-832 (128 amino acids)
Source: RefSeq, a predicted model, not a curated record
UUAAGAAUUUCUUCAUUCCGUCACUAAUCCUAAACGUGAGACGAUUUGUUUAGUCUGAGUGUGACUCAUAUUGAUGAUAUCCAGGUUCCGUCCUGAAUCCUGAUAUGUUUUCCUCAUAGAUCUUGCAUUUCUUGCAGGUCAAAAUAUAUAGUUGUAAGAAACUAUGUACUUUCUUGCGAUUAUUUCUUGCAAGUGGUUACUUGUAUCUGAAAUCCUACAAUUCACUACAUGAAGGGACGAAUUCAGUCAGCACCACCAAAUCUAGUCCAGCCAAAUCCAGAAGAGCAGAGCAUACUCGUUAGACAAGUGUCCUUAAAGAAAGUGCAAAUCUUGAUUAUAAAUUUUCAAAUCCUAAAUUUUUGCACACUUCUGUCUCCGUGAAAUUCCAUCCAAUCCUUGUAAUCUUAAAGAAAUAUAUACCUACAUAUGUGCAUAUCAUCUCAACAUGUUUCUCCUUCGGAUUAUUAUGAUUGCGACAGGAUUUAUGAUGAGCAUGGCCUCCUCGAUUGGAAUUGACAAUAGAGCAGACUCGCUUAAAGAAGAGGGUGGGUUGUGUUACAAAUGCACUUCCAACCCCCAACCGCAGUACGGACCCCGACCAUUUUUGCCCUACCACAAAAACUGUGCUGGCGGUGGACCACUCCCACCCGAGAUGCUGUCUGGAUGUGAGGACGUGAUAACUCCGUACGACGGAUUAUUCGGCCACUACCAACGAGACUUGUAUAUUGACCGACCUGGCAAAAUCGGAACAAGUGGCAAAAGAGUGUGGCAAAAUAACUUCAUCCGAGUCUGGUAUCGUGAGAAAAGGGUGCAUACUAGUCGCUGGAAGUAAGUUUCAAAGAUUCUGGACGUUCCAAAAUAUCGUGGAGCUUCACGGAGAAAUUAUGACGGAGCAUUAUUGUAUGGCGGCCGCAUGUAACCAUGGUAACGGGUUGGGAAGGAUGACGCUCGGUUUCAUGAUAGGAAUGGUUUUCGUGGUCAAAAUAUUUCUUUAGCUUAGCUCAUCAUCACGUUGGGAAUUUUGGCAUUUGUAUCUUGGGCAGUCCUUUAUUUAUUAAAAUCAGCUAAUUAUUUUUAGCCCGAGUCAGGGCUUAUGGAACCGUCAUGUCCGUCCGUCCGUCCGUCCGUCUGUCCG